Molecule: messenger RNA, 2338 nt
Organism: Eublepharis macularius
Lineage: Eukaryota; Metazoa; Chordata; Lepidosauria; Squamata; Eublepharidae
Gene: RASGRP4
Product: RAS guanyl releasing protein 4
Biological process (GO): positive regulation of GTPase activity; Ras protein signal transduction
Cellular component (GO): plasma membrane
Molecular function (GO): guanyl-nucleotide exchange factor activity; calcium ion binding
Source: RefSeq, a predicted model, not a curated record
GGCACCUACGGCAAAGCCCAGGUUGGAACUGUGACUUUGGAGAAGGAUUUGCGCCAUGAUCCGAAGAGAGAGCAAGAGGAAAUUGCGGACAGAAGCCCACAACCCAACAGAUGCUGCCCCCCUCCUGGGCUCUGGCAAGAUCCACCGGCGGAAGAGCCGACGCCGGAUGACCUGUCCUAACCCCAGGGAAAUCAACCAAGCAUUGGCUUCCAUUACACUAGGAGAACUGAACCGUUCCUGCACAUUAGAUGACUUGAUUGAGAAAUGCCUUCGCUCCUUUGAUUUGGAUGGGAACCUGUGCACCAGUGAUUUCAUGGUAAACAUGACGCUGACAGUCCACAGCUGGGUCGUGCCAUCAGCAGAGCUGGCUCGCCGCCUCUUGACUCUAUACCAGGAAGCGUCCCGGGAGAAGCGGCCGGAACACCAGCUCCGAAUCUGUCACUUCCUCCGGUACUGGCUCCUCCACUACCCCGAGGCCUUCCGGGUGGACCUGCACUUGGAAGAGGCUGUGGCUGAGAUUUGGGAGGUGGUGAAGAAGGAGGACCAGGAGGCGCACUGCCAGCUGCUCGAUAUCUCCAACACCCGUGCCUACACGUGGAACCGUUCGCUCAGCUACCAAAGCAGCCCCGGCUGUGGCAAGAAGCGGAAGGUGUCUCUACUUUUCGACCACCUCGACGCAGGCGAGUUGGCCAACCACCUCAGUUACCUGGAGUUCAAGGCCUUCUGCCGCAUCUCGUACCUGGACUUCCAGAGUUAUGUUUUACACGGCUCGGUCUGUGGCAGUCCGGCCCUGGAGCGUUCCAUCGCCCUCUGCAACAGCAUCUCCCAGUGGGUGCAAGUCAUGAUCCUUAACCGUCCGACACCCCAACAGCGAGCAGAAGUCUUCACCAAGUUCAUCCACGUUACUCAGAAGUUAAGAUUGUUGCAGAAUUUCAGCACACUCAUGGCAGUUGUGGGGGGUCUGUGCCACACUGCUAUAUCCCGCCUCAAGGAAACCCACGCUCUCCUGCCCUCUGAGGUCACCAAGAUACUAUCUGAGAUGACAGAGUUGCUCUCGUCAUGUGGAAAUUACGGGGCCUAUCGACGGGCGUAUGCCGAUUGCAGUGGCUUCAAGAUUCCCAUCGUGGGGGUCCAUCUCAAAGACCUGGUUUCUUUGCACGAGGCCUUGCCAGACCGAGUGGAUGGUGGGCGACUCAAUCUAAGCAAGUUGCAGAGUUUGUACGAGCCAGCACGAGAGCUGCGGAUGCUGCAGCAGGCUGAACAGCCCUUCCAAGCCAACAAGGACCUGGUGCAUCUGCUCACUCUUUCUCUAGACCUUUACUACACAGAUGAGGAAAUCUACACACUCUCGUAUGCCCGUGAGCCCCGCUACCCUAAAUCCUUGCCGCCCACACAGUUCAAGCCCCCUGUGGUGGUGGAGUGGGCACCCAGGGUGGCCCCCAAACCAGACCGGGUCACCAUCAGGAAGCAUGUCCAGCAAAUGGUUGAGUCUGUGUUCAAGAACUACGACCCUGAACAACGAGGUUCCAUCUCCCAAGAGGAUUUCGAAACCAUUGCCACAAGUUUCCCAUUCUCUUUCUAUGGGCUAGAAAGAGAUCGCGAGGGUCCGUGGAGCCGGGAGGAACUCCUGGAGUACUUCAUGCGGGCCUGUGCCAUCUUCUCCAAACUGGGCCUGGGAUUCCUACACAACUUCCACGAGGCCACCUUCAUGAAGCCCACCUUCUGCGACAGCUGCAAUGGUUUUCUCUGGGGAGUCUCCAAGCAAGGAUACCGAUGUCGGGACUGCGGCAUGGUUUGCCACAAGCAGUGCAAAGACCAGGUAGAGGUGGAAUGCCAGAGGCGGUUCCAUUCCUGCUCUUCCGACAGCGGCACGCCUCGGCCAGCCACGCCAGCUCCCACCCCGCAGCCGAGCUCCGGUUCGGAGGAAGAAGCGUUUCCUUUCCCCCCGGGAAAGGAGCAGAGUAAGAGCCGCAGGCUCCUGUCAGCAAGUAGCCCGGGCAGCCGGCUGAUGAAGCACGCCUGCACCCAAACGGAGGGCCUGCAGCCAGAGCCCCACGGCGGAGUGGGGGGCCACGGCAGGACACAGAAGCAACUCCCAGAACAGUUGAAGGAGCUGGAAGAGGAACGAGACAGGUUGCUGCUUGCCAAUCAGAACCUCCAACGCCGAAACUCUGAGCUGGAGAAAGAGAACAGGCGGCUUCAAGGCACGACGCAAGCAGCCCAAAGCGAGCCCUCUGUUAUGUCCUCCUGGAAGGGAUGGACCGCCUGCAGCUCCCACGAGCAUCCAAGGCCUAGCAGGCCUGAAAGAGGUCAGGAUGAAUGGCAGCAGGGAAACUAG